Acipenser ruthenus (sterlet) is the source of this 1898-nucleotide messenger RNA. RefSeq names its product UPF0764 protein C16orf89 homolog. Gene Ontology annotation, cellular component: cytosol; membrane. NCBI's taxonomy places the organism in Eukaryota, Metazoa, Chordata, Actinopteri, Acipenseriformes, Acipenseridae. Bases 138 to 1217 code for a protein of 359 amino acids. The record is from RefSeq and is a predicted model, not a curated record. The transcript has 8 exons.
GGUACCCACCACGUCUCAAAAAAACACGUGACAGAUCCUGCUUCAACCUGGCGUGCAGCGUGCAGUUGCAGCAGCUGUUCAUCAUCGACGAGCUACAGAACACAUCUGCUUCACAGAUUCAAGCUAGGAAAGUUACCAUGAGCUCGCGCCUUGCUGCCGUGAUUGCUUUACUUUUAGCCUCAGUUGAUGCCACACACCAAGAAGUACUCGGCGAAGUGUUACUCGCGUUGGAAAAGGCUGCCGUCUUCUUUGAAAAUGAGUUUAGACACAUUAAUCUGGACGGGGUCAUGGGAUUUCAAAUUUUGAAUGUGGAGGUGGAGGAAGCUUUGAGAAGAUGGCCCCACACAGACCCUUGGAACACACCUCAGCUCUCCAGAGUGAAGAGGCUGGUGAAAAGGCUGAAUUCUGUCAUUGCCCAAGCAGCCCUUACACUCCAGGAGAGUGAUCCUACAUAUUAUAGAGAAUUUGAACCCAUUUUGGGAGCUGACUUUUGGACAGUUCCUCACAUGUGGAAUACAUCAAACCCAGCUCUCGUCUACCCGGCAUUCAGAGAAGUGGAGUGCUUUGACGAGAAACUGAGUGACAGGUGUAUGACCCUUCUGCUGGGAACAUGGAAAGACAACGGGACUCCAUGCAUUGUCACUAAUUCCUGCAGGAACAGUAUGACGAGGUUCGGAUGCCCUGAUUACUCCCUGUCUCAUCAGCUGUUGUACUUCCUGUUCGGAGCAAUGCAAGGGUGUUAUAACAUACUGCAAGGGGAGCGCAGGGAGAGCCGAGCCAACCUGACAGACCGCGACUACAAGACGAUUUUCUGCUCUAACAUGAUGAAGCGCAACGUUGAGUUUGAAAAGAAUGGUUUCCCAAUCCAGACACGGGACAUUUUUAUGGAGAACAUAAUGCUAUGUGGAAUGGCAGGCUUCUCUGAUUUCUAUAAACCCAGCUGGCUGAGGCACAUCCUGACAUGGCAAGACUCUGAUGUCGGUUGUUUUGGGAAAGAUGCAUUGCUCAUUAUCUUUACAGAGGAGGAGGAAAGCUCACAUAGACUGGAGAGAAACCUACUUGAGACCACAGAUCUUCACAAAAGAGUGAAGAGAAGAGAAAAAACAUUAAAGGAUGGAUGUUCCAGCCACAUGACUGCAGUUGCAGUGAGUACAUUGGGAGGGUACAUGAACUUCUACCAAACGGAGCAGGACACUACUAAAAGACCACUGACUUAACCACACAGUACAUGAAACUCAUCUGUAAGAUUCUUCCUUGAGUCACUACCCACGUGUCAGCUCUAAAAAUUAAGUAACCACUGAAAAGAGAAAUAUGCUUGCUGAUCCUGUAUUAAUCCAUAAAGAUAAAAUAAUAUGUAGCCCAGUAAUCAACAAUGACAUUUUGUAUGAAAAAUGUAACAUUAAAAAAGUGUUGUUUGAAAUAGAAUGUAGGAUCAGGAAUAUUUAUUACCACUAAAACUCCCCUAGCUCCCAGUUAUCUACUAGGGUGUUGUUAUAUGAACUGCUCCCACGAGGUGAGCUUUUUUAAGCCAUUAAUCGCUUCAGGGCUUGAAUAUUGUCGUAGAAAUGUAACUGCCUUAUUAAUGUUUUACAGUGUUUAUCAAGUGCAUUAUUGCACUGUUUUUAGGUUACACUGGAUAAGUCUAUGCUAAAAAACCCUGUUGUAUCUGUUUUUUUGUAACACAAACUUAGUGGCUGUUAUUUAUUAAAGAUUUUGUCAGAUAAAAUGGCUUUUGGAUGUAGAAAAUAAAAUAUUGCUUUGAGAGUUAAAUAAAUCCAUUUGAGCAGCUGUGAGAUACAGUAUGGUUUAUUGCUAGAAAAAUAAAUUGAGCAUUUUCAGAGUAUAUUCAGGUUCUGCAGAACAAAUACAGUAAUUGAAAAGUGUGCAUUAAGAAAUAA